This is a messenger RNA of Pogona vitticeps (central bearded dragon), 1300 nucleotides long. RefSeq names its product estrogen receptor binding site associated antigen 9 (gene EBAG9). Lineage: Eukaryota; Metazoa; Chordata; Lepidosauria; Squamata; Agamidae. Gene Ontology annotation, cellular component: secretory granule. The record is from RefSeq and is a predicted model, not a curated record.
AAGCGACCGGGCGUGAGCGGAAGAGGCGGGCCUUGAGGGACCGGGUCUCCCGGGUGACAGCAAGGUGGAGCUGACGAGGGCCUAUGAGGGAAGAAGCUAUGGCAGAGGCCACGGGAACGGGUGAGCCGGAGGCCCCGUCCGCCUUCGAAUGAAGGGAGCUCGCCGUCGCCGAGGGAAGCGGCUCCCCCUCGGCUUGGGCCGCGUCGCUUUCACCCCGCUCCGCCCGAGACCAGAUAAAGAUUUUCAUCAUGGCCAUUACACAGUUCCGUCUGUUUAAAAUCUGUACAUGCUUGGUAGCAGUACUCUCUUUUUUUAAACGAUUAAUAUGCAGGACUGGAAGGGGGCGAAAACUUAGUGGAGACCAAAUAACUUUACCAACUACUGUGGAUUAUUCUUCAGUUCCUAAACAGCCAGAAGUAGAAGAUUGGACUUCGUGGGAUGAAGAUGCACCCACCAGUGUGAAGAUUGAAGGUGGUAAUGGCACUGUGGCCAAUCAGCAAAAUGGUUUGGAGGAAAUGGAGCCUGACUACUUUAAGGACAUGACACCAACAAUACGGAAAACACAGAAAAUUAUUAUUAAAAAACGUGAACCCUUGAAUUUUGGGAACCAAGAUGGCAGUGCAGGGUUUUCUAGUAGAUUAGCAGCUUCACAAGAUGUCCCUUUUAUUCAUCAAUCUCCGGAAUUGGGAGACUUGGAGACUUGGCAAGAAAAUAGAAAUGCUUGGGAAGAAGAGGAAGAUGCCGCCUGGCAAGCAGAAGAAGUUCUGAGGCAGCAGAAAAUAGCAGAAAGGGAAAAAAGAGCAGCUGAGCAACAACGGAAAAAGAUGGAGAAAGAAGCACAGCGGUUAAUGAAGAAAGAGCAGAGUAAAAUUGGUGUGAAGCUGUCUUAACGCCAUUUGUGUGGGUUUCAUCAUGCUCGCAAGACAGGAUAAAAUUGAGCUUCUAAGGCACAUGCAUCAUUUUGUAUUGAUCUCAGUAUUUUUAGAACUCCUGCUCACAGCUUCAUUUUAAAAGCCAUCUUGGAAGAGACAGUUCUUCCAUACAAUAUCUUCAACUGGGCAGCCCAAAUAACAAAAGCAUCAUCCCACAAAGUUCCACCAUGAAAGAACAGAGUUUCCUGCAGAAGCCCUAUCCCAGUGCACUCCUGUUUCAAGAAGAGAUGCUACUGCAUAAACUCUUCAUCUGCCUGUUUUGGCAUUAAAGGGAAAAAAGGUGUAAAUAAUUGAAUGAUAGCAAUCUACUCUAUUGUCUAUUAUGCUUAUUACUGGAAAGGUGUGUAAUUAAAUAAUUUUAAAGAAUA